Molecule: messenger RNA, 1449 nt
Organism: Populus nigra (black poplar)
Lineage: Eukaryota; Viridiplantae; Streptophyta; Magnoliopsida; Malpighiales; Salicaceae
Exons: 1
Coding region: 1-1449 (482 amino acids)
Source: RefSeq, a predicted model, not a curated record
AUGUCUGACGAAGACUUGAAUGAAGGUUUAGAAUUUAACAACAUAAUACCUGAGGCUUUGUAUCUCCAUGAAGCACAUUUUUUGUUCCAAAUGUUCAAGAUAUUUUAUGCAGAUCUCGCGCUUAGCCAUUCUAGCCAUAUGGAAAGUUAUCUUAUCCUGAGAAGCAAGAAGAAAGCCACAGAUGCCUUCAAAGUGAUAGAAGUCGAGUUGGGGUUUAUGUACGAUGUGCUUUUUACAAAGAUGACAAGUGUUUGUUCAACGCGUACUAUUCUUCGCUCCAUCAGUUUCCUGUCUUCUGCUUCUGCAUUGGUCGCCUUCUCGUUGAUGGUCGCGAACAAGUGUGCCUAUACAGAAACCGAGGUAAUUAUAUCAUACAUCUUGCUGGGAGGAGGAGUUGUUCUUGAGAUAUAUGGAUUCAUAAUGCUUCUCUUAUCUGAAUGGGCUAUGUUUCGGCUUAGCUUGCUAAAAAAGCCUUGGGCCAAUGCUAUCUAUAAGGCUGUUCAUAAAGCUAUCUAUUCUGACAACAACAAAAGGUGGGAAAGAUACAUGGCACAACACGACUUAACAGAUGCUCAAAUAACCAAGAACGGAGCUUUGUGGAAGAUGGUCAUAAAUUCGUUGGUAUGUAAACCAACACCCAAAGUUUGUUUUCUGAAGUUGAUAGGCAAGGAUAACAUUCAAAGUUGGGACGUUAUCAGUGACGAAUUAAAAGAAUUAAUUUGGGAAUACCUCAUAGACAAACGUUCGAGAUAUAGUCAUGAAAUGCCUCAACCUGAUCCUGGCAUGAAUGAUUUGAAGGAGAUAUUGGCAGAAAGAGGUGAUUAUGUGCUGAAAAAGAUGGGAUACCUUGAAGAAUUUCGUUGGGCUGUGGUUGAAUUAGACUUUCAUGGGAGCCUCCUUUUAUGGCACAUUGCCACUGAUAUUUGCUAUCAUGAUGAUAUUCGCAAUAACAAAGUUGAUGCAAAUAAUCAACUUUGCAAAAUGAGCAGAUCCUUAUCUAAUUACAUGUUGUAUCUUCUAAUUGAACGUCCAAAUAUGCUGCCUAAAGGGAUUGGUGAGGCAAGGUACAAGCAAACCGGCAUUCAACUCACCGAAUUCUCGAAGAGGUGGAGAUCGAAAGAAACACCACGUCCUCAUUGGCGUUCUGAAGAGUUUAUGAAGGAAAUCAAAAACCAUGAAAGCAACGUGUCAAUGCUACAUGAUGCUUGCAAGCUCGCCAGGAAAUUACAAUCUCUGGAGCCGCCAGUAAAGUGGAGGAUGAUAAGUCAAAUAUGGGUGGAGAUGAUGACUUAUGCAGCAUCUAACUGUGGAUGGACAGAGCAUGCUCAAGCACUUACACGUGGUGGGGAGCUCCUCACUCGUGUGUGCCUUCUCAUGGCGCAUCUGGGUUUAAGCGAGCAGUGUCUAACAACUGCAAGCACCAGUUCCAGGGAAGCUCAUGAUGCAUAG